Messenger RNA from Aphis gossypii (cotton aphid), 981 nucleotides. RefSeq lists its product as uncharacterized. Lineage: Eukaryota; Metazoa; Arthropoda; Insecta; Hemiptera; Aphididae. Gene Ontology annotation, biological process: DNA integration. Gene Ontology annotation, molecular function: nucleic acid binding. The transcript has 4 exons. The record is from RefSeq and is a predicted model, not a curated record. Bases 1 to 981 code for a protein of 326 amino acids.
AUGUACGUUGCAGAUUUUCUAAGUCGCAAUUACAUUAAAAGAGAAGAGAAAAGUGAAGAUAUUAUGAGUGAUAUUGUACAUACAUUAGGUGAACUUGGAAUUAAAUUUGAAAAUAAUAAGGAAAGUGAGUUUAAGUUAGCUACAUUAAAUGAUGAGGAUUUAAAUCAAAUUAUUGGUUAUUUAAAAAAUGGAUGGCCUAAAAAGUGUACUUCAAGAAAAGAAUUAAAAUAUUUUUAUAAAUUAAAAAAUGAAAUAAUGUUAGAAUAUGAAAUGUUGUAUUGGGGAAUGAGAUUAAUAGUACCUAAAAUAAUGAGAAAAUAUGUUAUUAAAAAGCUUCAUAGCACUCAUCUUGGAAUGACUAAAACAGUUAAAAAAGCUAAUCAGUUAUUUUAUUGGCCAGGUAUGAAAUCAGAAAUUGAAAAUUACAUUGGAGCUUGCAUGGAUAUUGCAGAGUGUUUUGGAAAAAGUUAUUUAGUUGUUAUAGAUUAUUACUCAAGGUGGCUAGAAGUAGUAAAACUUAAAAGUAAAACCAGUGGUGAAGUAAUUAAAAAAUUGAAAAAGAUAUUCAGUAGAUUUGGUAUACCUAAAAUUAUAAUUGCUGAUAACAAUCCAUUUAAUAGUUUAGAAUUCAAAACAUUUACAAAAGAUUGGGAUGUUGUCGAAGAAAGAGGUGAUCUUAGUUUAUAUUUAAUGAAUUAUAGAAAUACUCCAGUAGCAGGCUUAAAUUACUCCCCAACUCCAAUACUACAGAGUAGAAAUUUAAGAACAUUAAUCAAUAAUUUUAAUGAAAAUUUCUUAAAACCCGAAGGUAUCAUUAACGUGCCUGCACAUCGUCAACUUACCGCACGUGAAGAUAUACAGAUAGCACCGCAAAUAACUGUUCCAGAUAUACCAGCUGGUGGUUCAAACAUGUUAUCUGAUGACGAUAUUUGUAUGAUUGCAAUGGAUGCAUAUGAAAUGCUAGACGCUAAUACAGAUUAG